AUGAUCCUUACCAUCGCCCAAUUGCAGACUUUUACACCUGCAGGUCAGGAUGAUAUAACGUAUGCCGUUAAUAUCCCUCAACAAACUGCUACCUCUGGCUUAGGCCCCAUUUACUUCCAAUUGAAAUCCACACGCAACCUUCAGUGGUUUGCAUGGGGUCAGGGAUCCCGAAUGCAAGGAGCAAAUAUAUUUGUUGUUUAUGCAAAUGCCAACGGCAAUAAUGUCACUGUCUCUCCCCGGUUAGGCGUGGAGCAUGUGGAACCGCUUCAUAACCCCAAAGCCCGUCUUUCUGUGUUGGACGGCAGUGGAAUCAGUAAUGGCAUUAUCACUGCAAAUAUCCGGUGUGAUAGUUGCAUCACCUGGCCUGGUGGGCAUGAAGAUACAACAAGCUCGUCUAGCCCAUGGGUCUGGGCUUUCAAAUACGGGAACCCACUCGAUAGCAACAGCUUGUCAGAAACUAUCAGUAUACAUGAUGCUUCAGGAAUUGCAGCGCUAAACCUUCAAAAAGCUACUGGUGGCAAAUCCAACAACCCAUUCCUCACCACAUCUGGUACAGCCACUAGCUCAGGACAGUCUGUAUUAUCCGAUAACUCUCCCCCCAUUCAUAAGAAAAGAAUUGCCCAUGCCAUUAUCAUGAUCACUGUAUUUGUUGUUCUUUUCCCUUCAUUUGCACUAGUCCUUCAUGUCUUUCCAUCGUCAAAAAUGCUUUGGAUUCACGCAUAUUUGCAGCUCUUUACUCUUACUCUUGCAAUUGCUGGCCUUGGCCUUGGAAUUUCUAUGGCAACAGAACUGGAAUUGAUCGGUGAAUACCACCCAGUCAUAGGGAUGGUGAUCGUUCCGUCCCUUAUUCUUUUCCAGCCUGCUAUGGGCCUUCUCCAGCACUGGUAUUUUUGCAAGGCCAGAAAGAAGGGAUUGUUUGGUUAUUUGCACCAGUGGUUUGGACGUGUUAUCGUUACUCUUGGUAUCAUAAACGGGGGUCUUGGCUUCCGCCUCACAGGAAUCGGUACGCCAUUUGCUCCAACUGGGGCCGUUGUUGCAUACAGCGUGGUUGCUGGAGUUGUGGCACUUGGUUACUUUUUGACAAUUAUUUUUCUUCGCUAUAAAGGCCCAUUUGAACGAUUUUCAGAGAACGGUGCUUGA
Messenger RNA from Penicillium odoratum, 1140 nucleotides. RefSeq names its product cytochrome and DOMON domain-containing protein. The transcript has a single exon. Bases 1 to 1140 code for a protein of 379 amino acids. NCBI's taxonomy places the organism in Eukaryota, Fungi, Ascomycota, Eurotiomycetes, Eurotiales, Aspergillaceae. The record is from RefSeq and is a predicted model, not a curated record.